Histoplasma capsulatum G186AR is the source of this 933-nucleotide messenger RNA. Its product is annotated as DUF614 domain-containing protein. The coding region runs from base 1 to 933 and encodes 310 amino acids. The transcript is spliced from 2 exons. The record is from RefSeq and is a predicted model, not a curated record. Lineage: Eukaryota; Fungi; Ascomycota; Eurotiomycetes; Onygenales; Ajellomycetaceae.
AUGAGGCCGCAAGUGCAGGUUCUUAUUGAAGAUAAUAACUAUGAACCUCAGAACGCCCGCAACAGGUAUUCGUACCUAAACACACCAGCAGAGCUCCAUGCGCCGACAUUUCCUCAACAGAACAAACAGCAGAGACAUCCCUCGCUGCCUGCGAAUGCGGCAGAGCCUCCGCCUCCGCCGCCUCUCGAUCACUACUCUCAUCCUCGUCCAUCCUCUUAUAUGCCGACGAUCAUGCAUCAAGAUGCUUCUGAGAAAUCUAUGUCCCUCCACCAUCACCCACAAAACGCUCCGCCAUUAUCAGAACACCCUGCUCAGUUUGCUCCAUACGCAGAUAGUCCAACAGAGAAUACCACAAAUGCACCACACGACUCAAAACUAUCUCCGUUUCCCCAGUCACCCCCCAGGAUAGCCAUCCCACCUUCUCACGACCAAUUCGCAAACAAGGCCCCUUCAGCCGCACAGGAACAAGAACGGCGGGAAAAGAUCCUGGCUAUCGUGCCCGACAGUAACCCACUAGAAUCACACACUCCUCCCACCAAAUACAAACCUCAAGCCAUCAAACCUGCUUACAUGACCCCAAUUACUAUACCUGACACUCACCAUUUGAGCCAUUUUCCUGGCCAGGUGGCACAUCCAAAUCAACGAUUGCAAGGAGAUACGUGGAACCAUGGGCUGUGCGACUGCUCGGAUAUUGGCACCUGCUGUUUGGGACUCUUUUGGCUAUUAGCAACAAUUCAGCAUUCCCGCACACGUCGUGCGUACGGUAUACCUGGCAGCAUUCCCUCAGAUUGCGUUCGAGCGACAUGUUGCACAUGCUGCACCCUCAUCCAGGACGAGAAAGAGAUAAAAACUCGAGAAGAGGGCGCCCGACAGACUGUGUCAACCCCAUACCUUCCGCCCAGCCAUAUGACUUUCAGUCCACCACUACGGUGA